Anguilla anguilla (European eel) is the source of this 1967-nucleotide messenger RNA. RefSeq lists its product as uncharacterized. The coding region runs from base 135 to 1616 and encodes 493 amino acids. Gene Ontology annotation, biological process: proteolysis. The record is from RefSeq and is a predicted model, not a curated record. Gene Ontology annotation, molecular function: metallodipeptidase activity. The transcript has 12 exons. NCBI's taxonomy places the organism in Eukaryota, Metazoa, Chordata, Actinopteri, Anguilliformes, Anguillidae. Gene Ontology annotation, cellular component: cytosol.
CUCGCACGAUUAUGUCAUUAUUAAGGAGGAGUUCUUUCUAAGGGCCUGGUAUAUAACGCCACAACAACAGUGGACAUCGGCUUUAAUUGUGUCCUCACCAUUCUCACGGAAAGCUGAACUGACCUGCUGGGAGCAUGAUUCGUUUGCUACUGUUCGCCCCCUUGUUGUUUGUUGGAUCAAGAGCUUUGGCGUUUCAGCUGGAUGAACUGACGAAAUAUAUCGACAGUCACCAAGAAGAGUAUGUGCAGACUCUAAGGGAGUGGGUUGCAGUGGAGAGCGAUUCGAGUGAUGUGCAGAAGCGCUCGGAGGUGGAGCGUAUGAUGAACAUAACGGCGGAGAAGCUGAAGGCAAUGGGUGGGAACGUGGAGCUGGUGGAUAUUGGGCUUCAGGAGUUACCCAGUGGCAAUUCCAUCCCUUUGCCGAAGGUGGUCACUGCCCAGUUUGGCAGUGACCCGGCCAAGCACACGGUCUGCGUGUACGGUCACGUGGACGUGCAGCCAGCCAAGAAGGAGGAUGGCUGGGCCACGGAGCCUUACAAUCUGACCGACCUCAACGGAAAUCUCUAUGGAAGAGGGGCUUCAGACAACAAGGCUCCUGUGCUGGCCUGGAUUCACACAGUGGAGGCCUACCAAGCACUUGGCAUCGAGCUCCCAGUCAAUGUGAAGUUCAUCAUUGAAGGCAUGGAGGAGACCGGAUCCAAUGGUCUGGAUGCCAUGAUCAUCUCGCAGAAUGAUACCUUCUUUGCUGAUGUGGAUUACAUCAUCAUCUCUGACUGCGGUUGGCUGAGCCGCCGACCAGCCCUAACCUACGGCACCAGAGGAAACUGCUACUUCUUUGCUGAGGUUGAGGGGCCUACGCAGGACCUGCAUUCAGGAGUAUAUGGAGGCACUGUGAUCGAACCCAUGACUGACCUCAUCGGCAUACUGGACACUCUGAUUAGCCCCAGCGGAAAGAUCCUCAUCCCUGGGAUUCCGGAGGCGGUGGCCCCCCUAUCGGAUGAGGAGUGGAAGAUGUACCAGGACAUUGAGUUUGAUGUGGAAAACUACAAGCAAAAGAUCGGCGUCAGCCACCUCAUGUACAGCAGCAAGGUAGACCUGCUAGCCCAUCGCUGGCGCUACCCCACAGUGACUAUUCACGGCAUUGAGGGAGCUUUCUCUGCUCCAGGCACAAAGACGGUCAUCCCUGCCAAGGUCAUCGGAAAAUUCUCCAUCCGUCAGGUGCCCAACAUGGACCCGGCAGUCGUGGAGAAACAGGUGACGGACUACCUGAAUGCAGUUUUUGGCAGACGGAAGAGUCCCAAUAAGCUGAAAGUAACUAUGGUCAUCGGGGCCAAGCCCUGGCUGGCCGACACCCAGCACCCUCUGUACGACGCGGGGAAAGAAGCCGUGAAGAAAGUGUUUAAAGUGGACCCAGACAUGAUCCGUGAAGGGGGCACGAUUCCAAUUGCCAAGACUUUCCAGGAUGUGACCAGGAAGAGCAUCAUUAUGUUGCCCAUUGGGGGCUUUGAUGAUGGCCUGCACUCCCAGAAUGAGAAAAUGAGCAGGUACAACUACAUAGAGGGAACCAAGCUGUUUGUUGCAUACCUCCACGAAGUUGGGCAGAUUAAGAGGGACUGAGAACGUCCCUUCUGAAGAAUAAAAUUGGGACUAUUAAACUGGAACCCUGCUCUCUUUUAAACUCCACAGCCAUGAGUUCAGCAGCAGCAGUGUACAGCAUACAGCUCUUGUUUCAUAAAAGACUUUUAUAUAUACUUAAUGGAAUAUUUUUUGGACUUUUUAAAAAUGAUUUAUUGUCAUUUGAGCACACAACUUGGCAAAUACAUGGAAAUUUCUCUCAAUUUCACUUUUUUUCUCAGUCAGCAUUGCAUACAUAUGACAGUGUUAAUAAUCAGAGAAUGAUAGAAAUAGCUUACAUUGAAGGGGACUAGAGAGAAAUAAAAUCAUUGUUAACAUGACAAUUCACUCUCA